AUGACGACUCGCUACACCGAAGCGCACCUCCCCUCUAACCUAACCGGGCCAGGCGACUCCCGCCCGACCGCGCUCCAGAUCAUCGCGGACAACAAGCUCGAAAACGCCCUGGAGGACAAAGUCGUCCUGGUGACGGGCUGUUCGAGUGGUAUCGGGGUUGAGACCGUGCGGGCGCUCAAGGUCACAGGGGCCAGGAUCUACGCGGCAGUGCGGAACCUCGAAAAGGGCCGCGCGGCGCUCGCGGACAUGCUGCUGGAGUCAGGGCGGACAGGGAGGGUCGAGCUGCUCCAGCUCGACACGGCGGACUUUGCGAGCGUGCGGCGCUGCGCGGCGGACUUCCUCGCCAGGGAGAAGCAGUUGAACAUUCUCAUCACCAACGCGGGGAUCAUGGCCGUGCCAGACCGGCAACUCACGCGCGACGGCCACGAGCUGCAGUUCCAGACCAACCACCUGGGGCAUUUCCUGCUGUUUGAGCUGCUCAAGCCCGCGCUGCUGGCCGGCUCGAGUCCGGCGUUCCACUCGCGCGUCGUCGUCGUCUCGUCUAUCGGCCACCGGCAAUCGCGCAUCGUGUUCGACGACCUCUCGCUCUCCCGCGACGGCGCGUACACACCCUUUGGCGCGUACGGCCAGUCCAAGACGGCAAACAUCUACAUGGCCAACGAGAUCGAGCGGCGCUAUGGCGGCCGCGGCGGCCCGCUGCACGCGUGGUCGCUGCACCCAGGCGGCAUCGACACCGGCUUGCAAGUGCACGCCGACUUCUCGGCCCUCUUGGCCUUGCCAGAGAUCCGACGGGGCAUGAAGUCUUUGCAGCAGGGCGCCGCGACGUCGGUGCUGGCCGCCGUGGGCACCGAGCUAGAGGGCAAAGGGGGGAAAUUCCUCGACGACUGCGCCGUCAGUAGUCCCGUGGACAUCGACCAGGCUGACGUCUUGCAGGCCCCCAGCCAUGCCGAGUGGUGCUACGAUGUCGAGGCCGCCAAGAGGUUGUGGUCUGUCAGUUGCCAGCUCGUGGGCGUGGAGGACGAGGAAUGA
Molecule: messenger RNA, 1029 nt
Organism: Cladophialophora bantiana CBS 173.52
Lineage: Eukaryota; Fungi; Ascomycota; Eurotiomycetes; Chaetothyriales; Herpotrichiellaceae
Exons: 1
Coding region: 1-1029 (342 amino acids)
Source: RefSeq, a predicted model, not a curated record